Messenger RNA from Equus caballus (horse), 410 nucleotides. It is a transcript of the gene HAMP, whose product is annotated as hepcidin antimicrobial peptide. NCBI's taxonomy places the organism in Eukaryota, Metazoa, Chordata, Mammalia, Perissodactyla, Equidae. Gene Ontology annotation, biological process: intracellular iron ion homeostasis; defense response to bacterium; negative regulation of iron ion transmembrane transport. The record is from RefSeq and is marked validated. Gene Ontology annotation, cellular component: extracellular region.
UGGACGCCAAAGCAGGACAGCCAGACGGACGACACUAUGGCUCUGAACACGAACAUCCGGGCUGCCUGCCUCCUGCUCCUUCUCCUGGCCAGCCUGACCAGUGGCUCGGUUCUUCCACACCAGACAAGGCAGCUCGCAGACCUCCAGACCCAGGACGCAGCUGGAAUGGCUGGAGCAGCGGCCGGCUUGAUGCCUGGGCUCCACCAGCUAAGGAGGCGAGACACCCACUUCCCCAUCUGCACCCUCUGCUGCGGCUGCUGUAACAAACAGAAGUGUGGCUGGUGCUGCAAGACCUGAGCCGUCCCGCCCUGCCCCGGGCCUCCCCUCCCUUCCUUAUUUAUUCCUGCUGCCUUCCAACGCUCGCUCGGUGAAUGGUCUUGGAAUAAAAUGCUCGUUCUCUCUUGUUUUCC